AACACCACGCUGCUCCUUGCUGAUAUUUGCAGAGAGAGAGAGAGGAACGUUUUUCAGAGUAAAAAGAAACAAACAACAAACUAGAGUUCACGAUGAUCUGUCUCGUCCCUGUUUUUGGGCUGAUUCUCACUUUGUAUCAGAUCGGAAAGAAUCCUGCUAGCGCUGGGAUGUGCUGGCUGCAGCAGAGUCAAAACCAAAGGUGCGACAUGGUGCUGAUGAGAGGGGUGACCCGGGAGGAGUGCUGUGCCGGCGGCCGCCUGGACACAGCGUGGUCCAACAGCAGCCUGCCCAUGAAUGAGGUCAGCCUGCUGGGCUUCCUGGGAAUCGUCUCCUGUAAACCCUGCAAAGACACCUGCGAGGGCGCGCGCUGCAGCCCCGGGAAGGUGUGCAGAAUGAAGGCGGGGCGGCCCCAGUGCGUGUGCUCCCCGGACUGCGCUCACAUCACCCGGAAGCACGCGGUGUGCGGCAGCGACGGGAGGUCGUACAAGGACGAGUGCUCCCUGCUGACGGCGCGGUGCAUGGGCCACCCGGACCUGGAGGUCAUGUACCAAGGAGAGUGCAAAAAGUCCUGCUCCAACGUGGUGUGUCCCGGCGCGCACACCUGCGUGACCGACCAGACCAACAGCGCCCACUGCGUCAUGUGCCGCGCGGCGCCGUGUCCGAUCCCCAUGCCGUCCGAGCAGCCGCUGUGCGGCAACGACAGCGUCACGUACCCGAGCGCCUGCCACCUCCGCCGGGCCACCUGCUUCCUCGGCCGCUCCAUAGGAGUCCGCCACUUCAGCCACUGCAACAAUCCUCCUCGGAAAGCUCAGCACUUCGAUGGCAGCGAGGAAAACGCGGUCUAGGGGGGAUUCUCCCGACGUCGGCCUUUUUUAAAGUCGGAUCGACAAACAUUCCCACGUGCCACGCCGCUAGCUUCCCACGAUGACCCUGUUUUUAUUUUGACAAUCACUCCCCCACCUCCGUUGGAAGACAUGCAAAAGUGUAAAAAGAGUGAAAAAAGCGUUAAUCUCGUGUUAGUUUGCGAAACAGAGGCAGAUUAACGUGUGUGUGUGUGUGUGUAUGUCGAGGCAUCUCAUUGGCUGUGGGAGAAGUGUGCAUAUUGUAAAUAGAAUACCGCUGCUAUUUAUUGGAGAAGGUAUCAAACUCUAUUUAUGUUUUUACCCUAGUAACACAUCCAUAUAUACCCUCGGGAAAGCUGAUGCAUACAAAUUUAUUUAUUGCUAGUUUUGUUGUUGUUGUUGUUGUUUAUUGUGCAUGUACAUUAGCGGCCACCAGCAUGUGGCAUUUUACAGCUGUUUUUCAUUUUUCACUUUUUACCCACAAACAAACACCCCCUCCUCCUCCUCCUCCUACCGCAGAGCUGACGUAAAGUGUCGCUUUUGGAAAAGCUGAUCCCACUUUAUAUUCCGCCGACGUGGUUUCAGUUCACCGCGAACAAGAACAGGAAUGGCUACAGUUGUCUGUUGUCUGGAGUUGAGGAUGGCUGAGCCUAAACAACCCCCCCCCCCACCCCCACGCCGGUCACAGUAAUGAUCCAAUUAAAGCUUCAGACUCAAAGCAGAUGUCUUCAUCUACAUGAUGGAACCUCUCCAUGACUCUCCUGUAAAUAACAGUCUCACGUGCACCUCACCUGUGCACCUACUGUGAAAUUUAAAUGACAAAUGCAUUAACAUAUUUUUGUAUUUUUGUACUGCCAUUUCUAAAACAAACAUAAAGUUUAAUAACUGUCA
This is a messenger RNA of Pseudoliparis swirei, 1733 nucleotides long. RefSeq names its product follistatin-like 3 (secreted glycoprotein) (gene fstl3). Bases 93 to 845 code for a protein of 250 amino acids. Gene Ontology annotation, molecular function: protein binding; activin binding. The record is from RefSeq and is a predicted model, not a curated record. The transcript is spliced from 5 exons. Gene Ontology annotation, biological process: regulation of BMP signaling pathway; multicellular organism development; cell differentiation. Lineage: Eukaryota; Metazoa; Chordata; Actinopteri; Perciformes; Liparidae.